This is a messenger RNA of Mycetomoellerius zeteki, 1677 nucleotides long. RefSeq lists its product as uncharacterized. NCBI's taxonomy places the organism in Eukaryota, Metazoa, Arthropoda, Insecta, Hymenoptera, Formicidae. The transcript has 6 exons. Gene Ontology annotation, molecular function: olfactory receptor activity; odorant binding. Gene Ontology annotation, cellular component: plasma membrane. Gene Ontology annotation, biological process: detection of chemical stimulus involved in sensory perception of smell; sensory perception of smell. The coding region runs from base 1 to 1677 and encodes 558 amino acids. The record is from RefSeq and is a predicted model, not a curated record.
AUGACGAAUAAACGUUGGAAUGAUGACAUCGCUUACGUUUUCUCUACUCAUAGACUAUUCCUAAAAGUAUACGGUUUGUGGCCAUUACAGAAGCAGACAGUAUUCACGAAGAUACAAUGGGGCUUUUGUUUGAUUGCACAGUUUAUGGUACUACCUUGUCUGACGACGGAGCUCCUCUGGAGCAACAAGGAUGCCAGCUCAAAUAUAGAAAGUAUAAUAUUCUUUGCGUCUACUUCGACUGGAAUUAUAAAAAAUCUGUGUUUUAUUGUCAGUCAAAAGAGGCUGAGUAUGAACAUUAAUGCUGCUAUUGAUGAUUGGUUAUCUGUUAAAAAUAAUGUGGAAACUAGGAAGAUUAUGAAGAAGUUUGCGGUUAAAGCCAAAAUACUCACCUUUACGUUAUUAUACUCGUUGUAUGUGUGCCUUGGCAUGUAUAUAGCAGUCAUCAUAUUCAUUAAUCUCAAGCAGAUAUUCUUCACAGACAUGAAUUUAGUGAAUGUUAAUACAACAAAUUGGUUGCUUCUCAUUCCAUCUGGUCCAUUGAGUCAGUUGAUUACUGGUCCACAGUAUGCGAUAAUCAUUACUAUCCAGAUUGUUCAAUCAAGCGUAUUAUCUUUCUUAUUAUUUACCGUGGAUAGUUUCUUCUUCAACGUUACAAUACAUCUUACCGGUCAACUUGAAGUGCUAAAAAAUAAUUUCAAGACGUUUACCAACGAGCCGAACAGCAAGGCAAAUUAUAGAAAGAAAUUCGUUAGCUUGGUUAACAGGCACAGCCUGUUAAUGGAAUUGUAUCAAAAUUUGGAAGAUACUUUUCAUUUUCUUAUAUUAUAUCAAAUUGUGAUAGUGACAGUUUUGCUUGCAUUAGUAGGAUUGCGUUUAAAUAUUUGUAUAAAUGAGAAAAAUCAUGUUGAAGCAACAAAAAGUGUUUUUCUCUUGAACUAUUUAGUAAUGCAAUCGUUGGUAUAUACCUAUGGUGGUGAAUUCUUGCAAAAGGAAAGCGAAGAUAUAUUUUAUAUGUUGUAUACAACUUCUUGGUUCACACUUCCUUCAGCAUUGAUGAAAGACGUGCAUUUCGCGAUGAUGAGAUCGAGUAUUCCGUUCCGCUUAACUGGCGGAAAAUUUUUCUAUGUUAAUCGCGAAACUAUGAUGUAUAUCCUUAAGACAGCGGCCUCAUAUAUUUCAGUAUUAAGAAUAGCGUUAAGAAAUACAUACGCCAUGAAACAUCUUUUCAUCGUUGUUUUGUUACUGCAGCUAUUUCUUUACUACUUCGCCGGACAGACGUUGGAAUUACAAUCACAAGGACUAGCUUCUACGAUUUAUGACUCACUAUGGUACACAAGAAUGCGUAUAAUUAUGUCCAUUAAGAAUCACGAUUAUACUAAUGUAUUAAAGAGUAUGUUAUCCGCCCAAUUGUUUAUCGUACAAUCAUUUUUGUUUACGCAUGCGGGUGAAACUUUACGCAAACAAAGCGAAUCGAUUUUUUCGGCUAUAUAUAACACAACGUGGCACAACAUGUCGCCCUCUAUAAUAAAGGAUUUCAUACUUAUUAUGAUGAGGACGAAGAUCCCUCUUCAACUUACUGCUGGAAAAUUUUUUUAUAUUACUCGAAGGACUACGACAGACAUUUUAAAAACUGCCUUGACUUACAUAUCGUUUUUACGAGUAACAAUGGAAGAAUAG